AUGGAGAUCCAGUACGCAACCCUCAACACAUAUCAGUUUGAGAUCAGGCUUCUCACAGUCGGCCCCGGAAAGGCUGCGGAUGAGCUGCGCUGCUCGCUCUCUGUGGUGUCCUUGAACACGAAUCCCAAAUAUGAGGCCCUUUCGUACGUCUGGGGCGAUCCGUCCAUCACAGCCAAUAUCACAGUGGACGGGACCUCGCAUCCGGUCACUGCGAACUUGAAAUAUGCACUCUGCGCUCUGCGGGGGCUUUCAAAGCCGCGAAUCAUUUGGGUGGAUGCGAUCUGCAUCAACCGGGAGGAUCUCGUCGAGAAGAACAAUCAGAUCCCGCUCAUGGCAAGGAUCUACUCUGCGGCCUUCAACGUCGUCGUGUCCCUUGGGCCGGGCAGCCCAAGCCUGGAUUAUUUUGCGCAGUGGGCGGAUGCCCAUCAUUCAAAAAGGCCCUUCUCAUUUCGUUGGAUCCAGAGGAACGUUCUACCGGGACUCACGCCUACGGCACGGGCGCAGAAGCGGAUACGAGACGCCAAGUUCUUGAGAUCAGAGAUGUCAUUCUGGAAGCAUCAAUACUUUCGGCGCAUGUGGACGGUCCAGGAGCUUGCCCUGGCCCAUAAACCGCCCAUUGUUUUCAUCGGGCAGAAGUCGGUUCUUCUCACGAGAGCCAAUGACGAAUGGGUGUCGCUGCUUGAGAAUUGCGAAAGCGCUUAUGCCAAAGUCUCUGAGAGCAGAUUUGUUCGCCUCAGAUCCAAAGAGGAGUUCAAGAAUAUCCUGGAACAGGUUCAUGCUAUGAUGGAUCCGCCGGCGCUCCGAGAAAGCACCAUCACGGCUUCUCCACACCUGGUUCAGAUAUUCCCUAUGCAACUGUCUUCCACGGCGCACCGGGAUUGCUUUGAUCCUCGGGACAGGAUCUUCGCGCUGUACCCCUUGUUUCCUGAGCUCCAGGCAGUCUGCCCCGCCGAUUAUCGAAAACCACCUGAGCAGGUUCUCAUGGAUACCUUGACUUAUAUACUGGAGCACCACCCCAUGUUCUUCUCCGUCAUCCAUACAUGGCCGUUGAGACCGCACAGGCUGGAGGAUGAAAGCUACCCAACCUGGCUGCCUGACAUAACUGGGCGCCAGCCUGCUGGUGUCACAGGUUCGGGGUUCUAUGAAGGUGCCCGGCAUGUCCGUUCGAGGCCGGUAAUCGACAACAACAUUCUGUUUGUUGAUGCAUGGAUGGUUGGCAAAUGCAAAGUCGUGCUCCGUUUCGAGGACAGCGCAGCGAGGAACUUGGAUACGAUGUUCCAAUAUCUGGACGGAGUAAUGGAAGCAUCACUCGAAUAUGAGUCUUGGGGCAUAAGAGAGCUGGAUGGGACGAAGAUACACCGGCGCAUUGCUUACGCCUGCUACUAUCAUGAUCACGUCGGGCCACCAGAAUUUCCGGAGGAGGAAUAUCACCAAAUACAGGCAGAAGUUGAGGCUCGGGGCGCUGAAAAUCUCCCAUGGCAGCGCCUGCCCAAGUCGCUGCAGAUUCUCAGAGACAAAGCAGAGCGCCUGGCCGGCAAGGUCCUUUUUGUUACCCGUUCUGGCCUGUUUGGGAUCUGCUCGGACUUGAUUGAGGAUGGGGAUUACUUGUUUGUCUCGCCCUCUCUGUAUCAGCCGAUGCCGCUCCGGAUCCGAGGUGAGUAUUGCGAUGGGAACGAUAGGCGAUAUGCGAGGCUUGUUGAUUUUGCCUUUGUCGACGGUCUGAUUGGGGAUAGCAAGCAUGAUGCUGUCCUGAAAUUUGUUGAGUCGCAAAAGCUUACGAGGCUUCGAAUUGGAUGA
Messenger RNA from Clonostachys solani, 1797 nucleotides. Lineage: Eukaryota; Fungi; Ascomycota; Sordariomycetes; Hypocreales; Bionectriaceae. The record is from the annotation of a GenBank genome assembly.